This is a messenger RNA of Seminavis robusta, 1561 nucleotides long. Lineage: Eukaryota; Bacillariophyta; Bacillariophyceae; Naviculales; Naviculaceae. The record is from the annotation of a GenBank genome assembly.
GAUCUCUCAACACUGUUGUCGGAGGUCGGGAGUGUCAAGUACAUGUACUGCUAUCAAUUUCUUUCCUUUGGACAUACCUUACCAUGACAAUCUCCCGCCGCUCUCCCGCUACGCUUUUGACCUUGGCUAUCCUCGCCUUGCUUUCCAGGAGCAGCAAUGCCUUUGUUCCACAGCUCCAGCAUGCUUCUGUGGCUUCACCAUCAAGCACAAGCCGAGUUGUCUUGUCCAUGGGAUUGGUGGACGAUCUUGGUGGUUUCAUGAAGCGUUUCACCACCAAAGCCACCGCGUCACACAUUCUCAUCAAGGGAGGGGCCGAAGCUGAAAACAAGCUCGAAGACUUGAAGGAAGAAAUUGGAGAUUCACCCGUCAAAUUCGCAGAAUACGCGGCAAAGUUCUCGGCAUGUCCUAGUGCUAGUAGUGGUGGCAGUCUCGGAGAGUUUGGGCCGGGGGCCAUGGUCAAAGAAUUCGAUACGGUAGUGUUCAAUGACGAGGUGGGAAAAGUACAUGGACCAGUCAAGACGCAGUUUGGAUAUCAUCUCAUUUACAUUAGUGAUCGGACUGAAUAGAUACUUUAGCAACAGAUGAAGCCGAGAAAGUGCUUUGUAGGAGGGGACACAACAGUUCCUUAUAUUCAAUGAAGAUUCGAUUCAUUGGUGGGCUACCGAAACAGCAAAAAUAGCAGUUCAGUACGGUACAGACACGCGCGUGCUGUUUGUAGAAGCUGGCUCCCUGACUGCUAGAUAGGGGGCGCCGGUGUCACGGAAGAAGGCUCCACCAUUAAUUUCAGAUGAUGAUUCAGCAUCAUUGGCAAGGUACUGAGGUGCUCUCACUGUCUGGAACAGCAUACCUUUCUCCUGGUGGAUCGUCCACUCUUGGCCAAACUAAUGGAGAGUCAAAGAAUGUCACUCUAUCCCUUCCGAUCUCGGCCCAAUGGGGGAGCUGCCCAUGCCACCAAAACUGCUGCCAAAGUGGGCAUAGUAGCAUUCUCAAUCUGGACACUGACCAUGUCCUUGAAGGUGGAAACAGCAAUGUGUUCUUCCUCCAAAAAUAUGCCACUUCUUAUUUUGCUGCUUGCAUGUCACUGGGUACAAACCAAUGACGAACAUUAGCAAGGCCAAUGUAGACAUCAUCCACUUCAAAGUUGGGGGCACUCACUGGCACCAAAGUAUGAUCACAUUCAUAUGGAAGCAGCAGAUUUACACAUGCAUGGAAGAGUAGCAAUAGUCCUACUGUAUUUGGGUGCGUGGUUCAAAAACGGGAUCAAUCGCUAUGGUGACUUACUCCGUGAUGCUGACCCAAGUCUACAAACAGUCAAACUCGACUCAGCAGGCCUACACAGUGUAGCUCUGAGCAUCAUCAUUGUUGUUGCACUUCACAUACCGAUACCCUGAAAUGAGGAGCACCGCCAGUUCCUAAAUUGGCAUGAUCCGUGUCCGAGCUACAAAACGAAUUUGGAUUGACGAUGACGAAGGUGCCAUUACACACAGGCACUGCGUGUGCAGCUGGAUCUCAAAAUACGGCAGACUGGGCUUGCUACUAGAGCGUAGAUUAUUAUAAAUGA